AUGCUGAAUGCGGCGGGGGAGAACGACGGUCGGAAAGCAGGCUGGCGCGUCCGGAAAGCGGCGGGGUCGGAAGCGGCGGGGGUCGAUCCCCCGCCGAAGGCGGCCGGGGUAACCGGCGCCAGCGGGCUGCUUCCCGUCUCUGCCGAUAGCCCAGAUGGCUUCGCACUAGAGGCACAUUUCUGUGAUGGCCAAAAUGAUAGCAAUGGAUUGAGCUAUACUGCGAUGAUGUACUUUGAAAAAUUGUUCAAAAAAAUACCUGUGCUUGUGGAUUUCACAAAAGAGAUAGACACUCGUAUACCGUCUCAUGGCCUCACCUCGCUUCGAUCUCAUCGCAACUUUCGGACACAACAUGAAUACAGUAGCGCAGUGGCCUCGCCCUUCGACUACGGCCGUCGAAUAAUCGAAUGUCGAGAGAACGCGUUUAUUUACGACGGCAUCGGAGACAUUUAG
This is a messenger RNA of Gryllus bimaculatus (two-spotted cricket), 450 nucleotides long. The record is from the annotation of a GenBank genome assembly. NCBI's taxonomy places the organism in Eukaryota, Metazoa, Arthropoda, Insecta, Orthoptera, Gryllidae.